AUGGAUUUUCUUGAAAGUAAUAAUAGAUCAUCACUUUAUAAAGAAAAGAUUCCUGAACCUUGUGCUCGAAAACAAGUCUUUGAAUGUGUGCUGAUAGUGCAAAAAUCUUGGGUGCAUAGUUUAAAAUCACGUUGGCAAGAACGCCAAGUUCGUCGCAGAUCAUUGGGUCUCUCAGAACUUGCCAUCGGAGGAUUCAAAGUUUUAACCGACAGCAGAGACUGUAGUGAGGAGAGUAUUGAUUGGGUGGAUUGUGAGGAAAUAGAAGAAAAAAGUAAUGAUACAUUACAAUCACCCCAAAAAUCGAAGAUUACCAACAAAUUCAUCGAAAAAUGUACCUCAUUUCCCACUUUUACGCGGGAAACUAUUAAUGUCGAAGAUGGAAAUGACGGUGACACCGAGCAAGAAAAGCAAGAGGAAGAGAAUGAAGAUGACGAUCCUCCCGCUUCUUGUCUUCCGUUUACUACUUCUGGCUACUCUCUAGUCAACAACAAUACCAACGAAAACUCUGCUAUUGUCGGGUUAAAAAUGUCUACUCUAUCACCAACUUCGGGCAUUCCCGUAUUAAAAUCAAUACCAGCAAAAGCGAAUUCUUCGAAAUCAGAAUUUAAUGAUAUCAACGACAAUCCCGAGUACGACACAGAAUUUUGGGAAACUGAGGAAGAGAUUGAAGAAAUGUCAUCGAAAGAUGUCAUUAAUCUUAAAGAUUGGCAUACUAAAGAUGAGAAUAUUCAAUUUCUUCCGGUGGACGACGAUUGCUGGAUAACAGAGGAAGAAAUGGAAGUUGUGGAACUGUCGUCUGCUUGUUUGCAUAGUUUCACGACAAAUAAAAUUAAUUAUGCUUGA
Ambispora gerdemannii is the source of this 843-nucleotide messenger RNA. The record is from the annotation of a GenBank genome assembly. NCBI's taxonomy places the organism in Eukaryota, Fungi, Glomeromycota, Glomeromycetes, Archaeosporales, Ambisporaceae.